Molecule: messenger RNA, 1554 nt
Organism: Alternaria burnsii
Lineage: Eukaryota; Fungi; Ascomycota; Dothideomycetes; Pleosporales; Pleosporaceae
Exons: 2
Coding region: 1-1554 (517 amino acids)
Source: RefSeq, a predicted model, not a curated record
AUGACCGAACGAAAGAGUUCUGAAUCUGCUCACCGCUUGAAGCGCGGCACGAGACUAAUAUCGAAAUCGACCAAGACAUCCGCGAAUACCGUCGUCACUCCACCGAAAGCCGCCAUCGCUGCUCCAAAUGCGAGAAAAGACGAAGUACACCGACGCAAAUACCCCUUCAAUGAUAUGCUGAAGCGCAAAAGUGGAGGUGUGGUAGAUCUCCCGAGCGAUACCGCACCUUCAGGGCCCAGCAAUGAGUUCAUCAACAGACCAGAGAUGCUGCCACCAGGCGACGAUGCUACGCGGAUAUCACAUAGAGUCGCGGACCUCGAAAGAGCUCUGGCGAUCGCGAAAGAAGAGCAGGAGAUGGCCAGAGAAGAUUUGUCGAGACUGAGACAUUCUGGACAAGCAGAUCAGGACGCAAUUGAGGAACUCAGGCAGCAACUUGCUGAGAAGAGCUCGAAUACGGGUGAAGCCUCGGUUGGCGGGUCGAGUGGCCUCCGAAGAGACACUGGAGUGCCGGGAGACUCAGGGAAAGGGAGGGAAGAUGCUUUGCGCCAGAACUCAGAUUUGCGCUACCGAGUUGCGCAACUCGAAGAACAGCUCGAAGACCAGCUCUCAUCGCAUGACGGAUUGUAUCCACGCAGCCUUGACCGACCGCAGUCAAGAGGGGAGGCAGACAACCUGCGGCUACGCCUCCAUGCCGCCGAAAAAGAGUCGCAAGAGAGGCUCCAGCAGCUUCUGGCGCUCAAGUCAAGCAUAUCUUCGCUCACGCGUACGGAUUCGCAAAUCACAGACAGCGAGCUCGCAGAAUCGUUCUCUCAACUUGCAAAUCGCGUGCGAGAAUGGACUGUCUCGAACUUUAGGCGGUCAAGAUUGAACCUCGAUAACCUUCCAAAAGAGACUGAAGAUGUGCUUCGCGCAUUGAACCCGCAAUACAGGGCUAGUAUACAGAGCACGGAUAAGCUUGCCUUGUACCAAGCCGUUAUCUCGAUAUCACUUAUGCAAAUCUUCGAUAGUCCGAUCGUGUUUGGGCUGCCUAGCACAGGUCCAUUGGGGGCGCUGCGACAGUUUGCUGAGCGCACACAACACCUUGGUACUGCACAUCGAGAGUGGGUGCGUGCUACGGUACAAGUCCUUGAGCGCAGCGAAGCAAACGGAGAAAUCCAGAAAGAGAGCGAAGCCUCGAUACAUCGACUCGCCGGAGAGGCCAGCCAUAUACUCUUCACGCUGACUUCUGUGAGUCUUGCGCCCAACGCACAGUCAACGUUGGCCGGUAUGUUGAAAGACGCAAUGGGCCUGCAACGAACACUUGCUCUGCAAAAGGCACGUUACAAGCUACUCUUCUUUCGCCGACAAGACGACAAUAUGCAGUUCGAUGACCGUACCAUGGAAACUGUAAACGACAUUGAUCCCGCCAUGGAAGAUGAUACUGACAUGGAAGUUGAUCGCAAGUUUCUGUUCUGCGCUUUUCCAGGCCUCAUAAAGUACGGGGAUGAGUGGGGAGAACAUUCUGAGAUGAGCAAUGUAGUAUUGAAAGCGAGGGUGUGCUCUUGCGUGAGUUGA